Molecule: messenger RNA, 3629 nt
Organism: Pongo pygmaeus (Bornean orangutan)
Lineage: Eukaryota; Metazoa; Chordata; Mammalia; Primates; Hominidae
Gene: DHX36
Product: DEAH-box helicase 36
Exons: 25
Coding region: 72-3104 (1010 amino acids)
Cellular component (GO): nucleus; intracellular anatomical structure; cytoplasm
Molecular function (GO): DNA helicase activity; ATP binding; G-quadruplex DNA binding
Source: RefSeq, a predicted model, not a curated record
ACAGUGGCUUCCGGGCCCGGACGCCAUUUCCAGCAGUUGCUGGUUCUGACGGGUUGUAGUCCGCCAGGACAAUGAGCUAUGACUACCAUCAGAACUGGGGCCGUGAUGGGGGUCCCCGCAGCUCCGGUGGGGGCUAUGGAGGGGGGCCAGCAGGGGGUCAUGGAGGGAACCGAGGCUCCGGAGGAGGCGGCGGCGGCGGCGGCGGAGGGGGUGGUCGAGGCGGCAGGGGCCGGCAUCCUGGGCACCUGAAAGGCCGCGAAAUCGGCAUGUGGUACGCGAAGAAACAGGGGCAGAAGAACAAGGAAGCGGAGAGGCAAGAGAGAGCUGUAGUACACAUGGAUGAACGACGAGAAGAACAAAUUGUACAGUUACUGAAUUCUGUUCAAGGGAAGAAUGAUAAAGAGUCGGAAGCACAAAUAUCCUGGUUUGCUCCUGAGGAUCAUGGAUACGGUACUGAAGUUUCUACUAAGAACACACCACGCUCAGAGAAGAAACUUGACAUCCAGGAAAAGAAGUUGAUAAACCAAGAAAAAAAAAAGUUUAGAAUCAGGAACAGAUCAUAUAUUGACCGAGAUUCUGAGUAUCUCUUGCAAGAAAAUGAACCAGAUGGAACUUUAGACCAAAAAUUAUUGGAAGAUUUACAAAAGAAAAAAAAUGACCUUCGGUAUAUUGAAAUGCAGCAUUUCAGAGAAAAGCUGCCUUCGUAUGGAAUGCAAAAGGAAUUGGUAAAUUUAAUUGAUAACCAUCAGGUAACAGUAGUAAGUGGUGAAACUGGUUGUGGCAAAACCACUCAAGUUACUCAGUUCAUUUUGGAUAACUACAUUGAAAGAGGAAAAGGAUCUGCUUGCAGGAUAGUUUGUACUCAGCCAAGAAGAAUUAGUGCCAUUUCAGUUGCCGAAAGAGUAGCUGCAGAAAGGGCAGAAUCUUGUGGCAAUGGUAAUAGUACUGGAUAUCAAAUUCGUCUCCAGAGUCGGUUGCCAAGGAAACAGGGUUCUAUCUUAUACUGUACAACAGGAAUCAUCCUUCAGUGGCUCCAGUCAGACCCGUAUUUGUCCAGUGUUAGUCAUAUCGUACUUGAUGAAAUCCAUGAAAGAAAUCUGCAGUCAGAUGUUUUAAUGACUGUUGUUAAAGAUCUUCUCAAUUUUCGAUCUGACUUGAAAGUAAUAUUGAUGAGUGCAACAUUGAAUGCGGAAAAGUUUUCAGAAUAUUUUGGUAACUGUCCAAUGAUACAUAUACCUGGUUUUACCUUUCCGGUUAUGGAAUAUCUUUUGGAAGAUGUAAUUGAAAAAAUAAGGUAUGUUCCAGAACAAAAAGAACACAGAUCCCAGUUUAAGAGGGGUUUCAUGCAAGGGCAUGUAAAUAGACAAGAAAAAGAAGAAAAAGAAGCAAUAUAUAAAGAACGUUGGCCAGAUUAUGUAAGGGAACUGCGAAGAAGGUAUUCAGCAAGUACUGUAGAUGUUAUAGAAAUGAUGGAUGAUGAUAAAGUUGAUCUGAAUUUGAUUGUUGCCCUUAUCCGAUACAUUGUUUUGGAAGAAGAGGAUGGUGCGAUACUGGUCUUUCUACCAGGCUGGGACAAUAUCAGCACUUUACAUGAUCUCUUGAUGUCACAAGUAAUGUUUAAAUCAGAUAAAUUUUUAAUUAUACCUUUACAUUCACUGAUGCCUACGGUUAACCAGACACAGGUGUUUAAAAGAACCCCUCCUGGUGUUCGGAAAAUAGUCAUUGCUACCAACAUUGCGGAGACUAGCAUUACCAUAGAUGAUGUCGUUUAUGUGAUAGAUGGAGGAAAAAUAAAAGAGACACAUUUUGAUACUCAGAACAAUAUCAGUACAAUGUCCGCUGAGUGGGUUAGUAAAGCUAAUGCCAAACAGAGAAAAGGUCGAGCUGGAAGAGUUCAACCUGGUCAUUGCUAUCAUCUGUAUAAUGGUCUUAGAGCAAGUCUUCUAGAUGACUAUCAACUGCCAGAAAUUUUGAGAACUCCUUUGGAAGAACUUUGUUUACAAAUAAAGAUUUUAAGGCUAGGUGGAAUUGCUUAUUUUCUGAGUAGAUUAAUGGACCCACCAUCAAAUGAGGCAGUGUUACUCUCCAUAAGACACCUGAUGGAGCUGAACGCUUUGGAUAAACAAGAAGAAUUGACACCUCUUGGAGUCCACUUGGCACGAUUACCCGUUGAGCCACAUAUUGGAAAAAUGAUUCUUUUUGGAGCACUGUUCUGCUGCUUAGACCCAGUACUCACUAUUGCUGCUAGUCUCAGUUUCAAAGAUCCAUUUGUCAUUCCACUGGGAAAAGAAAAGAUUGCAGAUGCAAGAAGAAAGGAAUUGGCAAAGGAUACUAGAAGUGAUCACUUAACAGUUGUGAAUGCGUUUGAGGGCUGGGAAGAGGCUAGGCGACGUGGUUUCAGAUACGAAAAGGACUAUUGCUGGGAAUAUUUUCUGUCUUCAAACACACUGCAGAUGCUGCAUAACAUGAAAGGACAGUUUGCUGAGCAUCUUCUUGGAGCUGGAUUUGUAAGCAGUAGAAAUCCUAAAGAUCCAGAAUCUAAUAUAAAUUCAGAUAAUGAGAAGAUAAUUAAAGCUGUCAUCUGUGCUGGUUUAUAUCCCAAAGUUGCUAAAAUUCGACUAAAUUUGGGUAAAAAAAGAAAAAUGGUAAAAGUUUACACAAAAACUGAUGGCCUGGUUGCUGUUCAUCCUAAAUCUGUUAAUGUGGAGCAAACAGACUUUCACUACAACUGGCUUAUCUAUCACCUAAAGAUGAGGACAAGCAGUAUAUACUUGUAUGACUGCACAGAGGUUUCCCCAUACUGUCUCUUGUUUUUUGGAGGUGACAUUUCCAUCCAGAAGGAUAACGAUCAGGAAACUAUUGCUGUAGAUGAGUGGAUUGUAUUUCAAUCUCCAGCAAGAAUUGCCCAUCUUGUUAAGGAAUUAAGAAAAGAACUAGAUAUUCUUCUGCAAGAGAAGAUUGAAAGUCCUCAUCCUGUAGACUGGAAUGACACUAAAUCCAGAGACUGUGCAGUACUGUCAGCUAUUAUAGACUUGAUCAAAACACAGGAAAAGGCAACUCCCAGGAACUUUCCGCCACGAUUCCAGGAUGGAUAUUACAGCUGACAGCUUUUCAGGGGUGGUCUGAAAAGCCAGUUUGACAGCCAUUCUUCAUCAGUGUUUAAAUUUUGGCUGGAUGCCAAACCCUGGGACAUGACCAAUUUUCAUGUGUAAGGUAGAAACCUUCAGUGGGUAGUAAAGACUUAAUGUGCAUGACUUGGUGUUAUAUGUAGCUAUAUACAUACAUAUAUAUAUAUAUACACACACACAUAUAGAUAUACCAUAAAAACAAUAUGUUCUCUGAUCAUAUACUCUGCUGUGGUCAUGCCCACUCUUUGGGAGUAUAUUCCCUUUAUAUAUAUUGAGUAUUGUACCACUUGAGAAAUUCCUUUGUUCUGUUAUACAAAAUUAAUCUUUCUGCUCAUAAUGAUUGAUGAUACCACCAGUAAAAAUAGGAUGUUUACCCCAAAAAAAGUGUCAAUUAAGAAUUUGAACACAACCACAUUUUUUAAAAUGAAACUUCUAUCGGAAGUAAAUUAAUUUGUUGUAAUAAAGUCCAGUAUUUAAUAAAAUGUACAUUGUUAAAUCUCA